GAAUAAACGGCAUUUAUAAGCCGAAUGCGCGUUUCCUAUAAUAAAAACUACUAAUUUGAUCAAGCUGGUGGAAACAACAACAGCGUGAUCCUUCAAAAACAGCACCACUUUGACCAAGGCGAGGCAAAGUAACGACACUGUAGCGUCUUCAUUUUGGACCUUGGAUGUGUUUUGGAAAGCGUUUAGAUGCUUGAAAAGCCUGGUUCGGUUGUGGAAGUGUGGAUUUGACUGUGGAGAGAGAGACAGAGAGAGAGAGAGAGAGAGUGUGGCUUUUGGGAAGUGCGGUUUCUCGUCGCUGCUUGACUGUGACAAAGAGCAGCAGUUCCUGCGCCAUGGCAUUUCCCUGGAAGUAGCCUUCAAAAAGUGGAAGAUGGCUCUCUUCACUUUUGCGGCUGCAGCCUGAUCCGGCUCCGUGUGGAAUGACGCGCUGACAGUGACCACUCCGCCUCUGGAAAGGUUAAGUAUGACUGCGGCUGCAGGUGUGCUAACAGGCUUGGCUAAGCUAAAACGCCAAGACUCCUCCCGCUCUCAGCACCGUCCCGUACAAGCCCUGUCCCCCGGCCUGGGGAACGCCGGCCAAGAAGCCGCCCCAAGAAAGAGGAAGCGCCGCGCAGAUGUUGUUGUGGUGCGCGGCAGGCUCCGGCUCUAUUCUGCCUCUGGGUUUUUCCUUUUCCUGGGAUUAGUUGUCCUGGCAAUGGGGAUUGGCAUGGCAACGCUGGGUUAUUGGCCACAGAGCGAGACCAGGGCGUCAACCAAAGUGGCCCCUGGAGCUGGAGGAGGAUCCAAGAGAGAAACCGCAGGAGGAACCAAAAUGUCUGCCACCGGAGGCAAAAUGCCAUCUUCAGGCGAGGCGAAUGGCGCCAAGAUGGCCGUCACGGAGGGCCAUUUGGAGAUUAACUCCAGCUCAAGCCAAACUGUACAAGAUAAGCCCUCCGUGCAGACGGGGGGUGUCCUGACCCGGUUCUUGGAACAGCAUCGUCAUUCAGAGAGGAUGAAGAUGCUUGGACCCUUCACCAUGGGCAUCGGGAUUUUCAUCUUCAUCUGCGCUAAUGCCAUACUACACGAAAACAGAGACCGAGAAACUAAGGUAAUCCAUAUGAGAGACAUGUACUCCACAGUCAUUGACAUUCAUCGCCUCAGGCAGAGAGAGCGAAAACAACACCAUCAUCACAACGGCUCCUAUGGAGGAGAACCCGGUGAUCUUCGGGUUCCCAGUGCUGAGAACCUCAGCGCAGCCCGGCUAGCCAGCAACACCCUCCUGGCCUUCUCCACACGCACCGGGAACAGCUCUAUAGGAGGGGUCGGAGGGUCUACAGAGGAAGAGGAGGUGCUCUUGGGAGAGGAGGAGAUUCACAGACACAGGGAGCAGGCUAAGUUGGACUAUAGCUUGGCAGGACUCCUGGCACCGCUCUACAAGGAUCGGCCCCUUUGCGGUUCAGGGUUUGGGUUGGCUCACUCGGAUUCGAUCCACCACCAGUGGUCUGUGGACAGAGAGAGGGAGAAUGGAGGCCACCAUGCUCGCUCCAUCGUCUCGUCCUCUCUCUCGGCAUUUACGCUCCCUGUUAUCAAACUAAAUAACUGUGUCAUUGAUGAGCCAGAGAUGGAGGCGAUCACUGAAGAGGAGCGAGGAGGGGAGAGAAGGGACGGGGAGAGGUCACAACCUCUCGGCUCCAUGGAAUCCCUGGCUGUUCCUGUAGCAUCCGUCGCCAAGGCGUCUAAGCCGCCGGGCUUGCACCGAAGUAACUCUGCCUCCUCUUCCUCUCACUGCUCCUCGAUUUCCUCUUGCUCCCUCUCCCCGGCUCCCUCCUCUACCUCAGGCUGCUGGCUCUCCCCGGGAGCGGCAAGGAAUGACUUUGGCUCCAACUCCUCUUUGCACAUACUCAGUAGCCAUUCCAAAUCCUUGGACCUGGAACGCGGACCGAGCAUGCUCAGUGUACAUCCCGAGCAGCGCAAGCACCCCAGCUGGCCCCGCCUCGACCGUAGCAACAGCAGCCGUAGUAACAGCAGUAAUCGGGGUAGCAGUAAGGGCUAUGUCCGAUUGGAGGACAGGGAAGACCAAGGGGAACGGCUGCUGGACGUGGCACCUUCGGUGAUGGCGAGGCGCGACUAUAGUAAGAGAGAGAAGCUGCUAAUGAUAUCGAGGUCGCAUAAUAAUCUGAGUUUUGAGCAUGAUGAGUUCAACAACAGUACCCUGAAGAGGGGCAGCUCUGAGACUCGAUUCUGAAGACGUUCCAGAUCCUGCUCCGUACGGUUGCUGAAGACAUGCUCUAGAUACGUUCAGUAGUUCUUUAAACAAUAUAACCAUGGUUGUACAGAGGGUUCUUACGGGGGUAGAACACAGGGUUAAGCACGAGUAGGUUGGUUUUGAAGACGUUUUUGAGCUAACAGGGUGACAGAGAAUAGGAGACCAUCCUUCAACCAAAGGGUCUGGAUUUAAGCCCCAUGUCAGCAAGAGUCUGCCCCGCUGAAGUGUCCUUGAGCAAGACACUAAACAGCUCCCUGGGGGCUGUUCUGUAGCUGAGCCUGACCUCUGACCUCCACAGCGAGGGAGGCAAGCAAGGAAAGAAUUUCAAAACUAGAAUCAAUAAAAUAUAUCACAGAGGUGUUUCUAAUGAGGCUUUAACAGGUUUUCAAUCCUGAGACAGCUCGAGAUGAGGAAUUAGGAUCGAUGCUGUUUCAUAACAGCCUAUCUUAAGAAUUAUUGAUGCUGUUUUUACAGGGUUGCAACAAGGUUUCACUCCAGCAGCUGCUAAUGAAAUCAAAGUAAAUCUGCAACUAAAACUUUGAACAGAGGAAGUUGAGAAACUCAGUUUUAAGACUGAAGGCUGUACUAUAUAUGGUCCUGCUAAUUUUAAUGUCAGUCCCCAGACAGUUCCAGUAGUCAGUUCUUACAUGACAGUACUGAGUGUGAGGAGUUUAAAAGCACGCCCUUGGACAACAGCUCCUUGUCAAGAAGAGGCGCUUUGACAAAAGACUGAAUUUACUUUGUCUGUUGGUCUUGACAGGGUUAUGAAGGCUAGGUUUCAAAAUAGAGUUCAGAGAAGAUUAUCUACUUUGAGAUCAGCUUCUAAAGGCUGUUUUAGGCCUGGUUCGAAAAUACUUUUAGUUAUAAAAAAACAACAAAAGAAAAGAAAACAAAAAACAGCGUUCCUUACAUGGUACAUCAGACAUUUCUGACAGAGUUACUCGGAGUUUAAAAUAUGACCAUGACAGCAGUAUGCUGGAAAGAUGAGAAGGUCUGGGACAUUGAUUUUUUUAAAAAAAGUUUUUACAACUGAUGCUGUUGAAUCGCUUGUCUUUACACAGUUCUGAAGUCAUUUUCACACUGCGUUCAGCCUCAUUUCUUAGUGGCGUACUCUGGGUUGUGCAACUCUGUCUAAGUCCCAGUUCAGCUCUAGGCCAAGCAGAGUUAGCUGCAGAUUUGUUGGAUUGAUAACAGAGCUCAAGAAUAACUUUAAGAAGGAGCCCAAGCCCGACUCUUAGCCUCACCCCAAGAGUAGGUCUGUGUGAGAAUAAGCAGUGUGAAAAGCACUUCUGCAAUGUAAACUGAGCUGAUGAGAUCGGUAAGGGCAUGAUAAAGGGAGGACGGCUCAAAACACCAAAGGAAAUAGAUAUUAAUGCGUAUUUGUUCUCAAGGUGGCUUAUGUUUGUGUGUGUGUGUGUUUGUCUGAUUCUCAGGUAGUUGUAGAUAUGAUGGAUCCACACAAAGUGCAAAAUCAAACAAAGCCAGUUACCGACAGUAUCAAUAAACAACAGCAGAGGGAAAUGGGAGUCACAAUGUUCGGUUUCAAAAGUGGUCGAGUGUAGUCUGAGCCACAGGGGAGAGUUUGUCCUUGUACUGUGCUCACCAUGUUGCUGUCCUCUCUGCAGAACUAAGUGUUGGCUGCAAAUGUGUAACAGUAGCCUCCAUAACAUUACCAUGGUGAGAUGCUUACCAGAUGCUUAACACCGGCCAUGAAGCAGGGCUGCCGAGCGAACGUGGCCGCGAUUGAAAACGACAGUGCACCAGCUCUGUCUCCAACUCUGCACUUACUCUACUUCUUGUAAAAGACCUUGAUUAGACUUCACUCAGGAUAUGCGGUCUAUUAUUCAUACAGUACUUCAGUGCUUACUAUUCAAUAUUAAAGAAAGGUGUGAUAUUAGAAUAUUUAUAGGUUAUUAUGGGACGGGAAGUCUGAUAAUGCAAUAUUGGAGAAUAUUUUCACAGUGAAUCAGUCAACAAGAGAGGAUGAAGGCUGAAUCAAGUUUUAGGAUGUCAGCCACUCAAAGGGGCUACAACGAGACCAGCACUAGUUUGCCUCCAAGGCAAAGAGCCAAAUUUUCGCUCAGUUGUUCUUUUUUUUCUUCUGUUUGUUCCUUCACAUUCAAAAAAACAAUUCUGAUAAAUAAGUCUGGUCGAAGGGCUGGUCCCAAAAUAACACACAAGCAGGAAUAUCUUAGAAUGAGACUGAUAGCGCAAAUACGACAAAUCAGUGUGUAAACAUUUAUAAUCUCAUUUCAACUUCAUAAAUCCAGGGAGUUGCAAAAAUAAAAGUGGGAGUAAUGCCGAUUUAUUCUGCAGUCCUAAAAAAGAGGCUGUGUCAUUUUCAAUCCACAGAUCCAUGGAUCAAGUGACUUCUUCUGUUGCUUUUUUGAGACUAUUUACCAUGUGGACAAAUCAAAGAGAGAUGCAGUAAAGACUAAAUCGGAAAAGUGAAAAAGUCAGCAACAUGUGUCAGUCUAUGUUGCUAGAAACAUAUUUUUAGUGUGUGUUGAGAAAAAGUGUUUUGUCCCUGACUGGACACACGCAAUAUUGGAAAUGGGUCUUUGUUUCCAACCAUGUAAUGUCUUUACAGUCCAUCUGUACCUGCCGGGAUGAUGUCUCCUUAUAGCUCAAUAUUACUGUACCAUGUAUUAAACUGUUUUUUUCUUUUGGUGAGUCAGCGACCACAAAAUGCUGUCAUUUUUGAAACACACCUGUAAAUGUAGUUUAGGACAACAUCCUGUGCUACUUUCAAUGCAACACAUGAACAGUAACACAUAUCCGUCAUGUGUUGCCGCCCCUGCAGAGCUUCAGUCAUUGGUUUCCAAUGCAGGGAUCCAAUUCUGAAAAGGAAGUACAGGAGUUUAUGAGUCGCUGUCCGAGUUUAUCCCUUG
Molecule: messenger RNA, 5136 nt
Organism: Myripristis murdjan (pinecone soldierfish)
Lineage: Eukaryota; Metazoa; Chordata; Actinopteri; Holocentriformes; Holocentridae
Gene: tmem200a
Product: transmembrane protein 200A
Exons: 5
Coding region: 464-2224 (586 amino acids)
Source: RefSeq, a predicted model, not a curated record